GAGGUGGAGGAGAAGGAGGAGGAGGAGGAAGAGGAAAAGAAGGAGGAGAACGUGGUCACGAGCUUCGUCGAAGGAGCGCCUGCGCUCCAACACUCCGCACCUUCGGCUUCUCGGCUUCGACUAGGCCUCAAGUGUCGCGACGACGUAAAAGCUCGCGUCGCGAUGCGUCGUGACCAUCAUCGCGCGAUCGUACGAGAAGUUAUUCCGCUCCGCUAAUCGGCUCCGUAGCGAUUCGUUUGUCAGUCCACGUCACGUGGCAAGUCCGCGAAAACGUGUUUGUGCUGUCGGAUGACAGUCGCUGACAGUAUGCUUCAGUGGUAUACGCGUGACAGUUUGGUGGACAGUUCAAUGAGGACGAGUUGAAGUUUUUUGACCAAGACAAAUGGGAACUGCAGAUACUCGGCGAGUAAAGCGGGAAAAUGCUUUGAAUUUGUACCGAACUGUGUCGACGUGUACGUAGAUAAAGAUACAACGACGGCAGAGGAAUAUUCGAGUUUGACGAUGGCAAAAUCGGCCAGCAACUCUAUUAGUAAUUUCUACGGUGUAUCAUUUACGGAUAGGUCGAAAAAUGUUCGUUCAACGACAUUGCUCAACGCAUAGGAGAAUAUUAUUAAGAGCUAUACUCCGAACGAGAGUAUUGCCAAAUGAUACGUUAAUCUCAGAGACACUCGUCAGUAUUCUGAGAAUUGCGAUUGGCGCGAAGGAAAAAAUUCGUUGAAUGCGAAACGCUAACAAUUCAAAGAUAGACGUGGUGCACCCGCAGCAGUGGAGGAAGAGCAGGAGAGGGAGGAGCCGUUGCUGAGCGUGGAGGGGGCGGAGGUGAGAUCGUCUGGUGAUGAUGAUCGGUGGCGGCGUCGCGACCCCUCCUGGUACUGCCAAGUCGGCGGCUGCGAUCGACAGCGAAAUGGUACAGGUCGACGGCAUUGGCAGUGGUAGUGUCAGUGGCAGUGCUAGUGGUAGUGGUAGCCCUGCGACGGGCGCGACCACCACGCGCCUCACGAACAAUAACAGCAGCGGUAACAAUAACAAUAACAACAACAACAAUAACGGGGAGAUUAGCAACAACAAUGACGGACACGGAGUCGCGAAUUGCACCGGCACGACUGCUUCGAGCGCGAGCGACAAGUUCUGUUGUCAGGACGAGGACGUUCCCGCCAGCACCGGUGUUGCCCGACCUUGGGAACCACCGUCGCCGACCUUCUCCCAGACGAGAUCGCACCUGCUGCAAGUACAUCCGCCACACCACCACCAACAGCAUCCGGCGGCACAUCAUCACCAGCAGUUAAAUGUACCGGCUUCUCUGAUCGAUGGUGUGAAUUUACAAAAUUGCACGGCCGGUCCGUUUGCCAGCGGCAAUAACGGCAACACAUCGCGGCAACGUCUAAUCGAAUUGUCACAUGGAUUAGGAGCGCUCAGGCAUUACAACGAUCUCGCCAACCACGUGUUGUCAUUAAACCAACAGGGCGCAGUCGUUACGAAACUUUUAGGUACGUUGCGCCCGCCGGGCCUGAUCGGUGGCAGUAAGCCGAAAGUAGCGACACCGGCUGUUGUCGCUAAGAUCGAGCAAUAUAAAAGGGAGAACCCGACUAUCUUCGCUUGGGAAAUUCGGGAGAGGCUAAUCUCCGAAGGUGUCUGCAGUAACGCGACCGCGCCGUCGGUUAGCAGCAUCAAUCGGAUACUGCGGAACCGCGCGGCGGAACGCGCGGCCGCGGAAUUUGCGCGGGCCGCCGGUUACGGGCUCUACGCGGCCGCCGGGCCGCAUCCGUACUUCAAUUCGCACCAGCACCCGACGACGAGUCAUCAUUUGCCGGCGGGCUGGCCGGCGCCGGGAGCAGCCGGACACCCGUGGAUGCUGCCGCCUCUUGCCACCGGUAUAUCCGGCGCCGCCGCGUCCGCUCUGCUUUUACCACCGUCCUUGAGCCCCGGUGCGGCCGCGGCGGCGGCCGCAGCCGCAUCCGCGUCCGCCGCGGGUACUUCCGAGCACGCGCUUCACGCCGCCGACGCGAUCGCACGUGGAUAUCUGCAAGAUGGCGACGGAGAUGACGGAAGCUUAGACGGUUCGGAGCAGCCUAAGUUCCGGCGUAACCGUACGACUUUCAGCCCGGAACAGCUCGAGGAACUCGAGAAGGAAUUCGAGAGAUCGCAUUAUCCCUGUGUGUCCACGCGCGAACGUCUCGCCUCGAAAACGUCGCUCUCGGAAGCCCGCGUUCAGGUUUGGUUUUCCAACAGACGGGCAAAGUGGCGUCGUCACCAGCGCAUGAACCUUUUAAAGCGCUCGCCACCACCGCCUCCACCACCACCGCCGCAGCCGCAGCCGCCGCAGCAGCAACCGCACUCCGCUACGUCCGCUAUGGAAAUCGGCCAGCGUACAUCCAGCUGCUCCAUCGCCGGCAUGGGCGGCGAAAGUAGCGCGUUUCGCGCGGUCGUCACCAAUUCCGCAACCAGGGACGGCCUCGACAGGCCCGAAAGGAUCAACAGGCACGAGUCGGUGCCGAAGCAACCGGAAAGGAAACCUAGCGCUUUUCGGAUGAUCAGUCAACUGGUGGGUGACGACUCUUCCGAACUCUCGAGACCGACCAGUCCCGCGUACGACCAGCGGCAGGGAUCCGGUCAUGAUCCGCGCCCGGGAUCGGCGCACAGGAUACGCUACGAUCAGAACGAGGACGAAGAUGAGGAAAUUGACGUUCAAGAUUCCGACCAGGAUGUACCGUCGUCGCCGCCGGUUGCUUGGAGAGAUCAUUGGACUGACCAACAACCGCUGGAACUGACGAAGCACGAUCGCUGAGCGAGAUAUAUCUCAGUUUGAUUUCGAGCGAUGCGGUCGUUGAAUCCGGAGUGAUGUUUUCGCAAAAAAAAUCGAGCGGCCGCAUUGCGGCUUAUUUAUUGAAAAAUAUUGGCUAGACAAAUCGCAUGGAUCCGGUAACCAGUGUUCGAAGUGCGUCGUCGCAGUCUCUACCUUUUAUCUAUUGGUGAUUGAUAAGUGCAAAAAUGAUGAAAAUGUUUUUUUUUUGCUUUACGGUGCACGAAGCUACGAAAAAUAGCGGAUAUUAGUUAACCGCAAAAUGUCGAGCCGGAAUCAUUGACCUUGUUCAGUCAACGCGCGAGUGAUCGAAUGACGAAUCGGUAACGUGCUGCAUUAGCAACGAACUCGAAUCGACGCUUAACGGCGUGUAGCAUCAGAUGCGACAUCGUGUGUGUCGUAUCCAAUAUUUUCUCUCUUCUCAUUAUUGUCGGGCUCGGCUCUUUUUUUAUUAGUUGAAGUUUUUAAUAUCUAUGGAACUGCUUAUUAUUAUACGAAUUAAUAUGAACGAUUUCCUACAAUCGCUGAGGCGAAUGAGUGUUGCGAGCUAUGUAAUAUUAAAACGCAACGUCAUCAUGUCAUUGUAAUUAUUAUCGUUGAUUAGAUAAGUGAUCGAUGCAUAUCGCGUGGCAAAAGCAAACGAUGUUAGAUCGCUCAAAUCGAUCUGGGGAGCCGCUCGUGCGAGUAGAAAAUAAAAACAUACGUCGUGAAGAAAGAAUGAGAUUCGUUCGAGCUCAUUCGGAACUAGUCCUAGCGAAUCUUUAUGAAUUAGGGAUAUGCGUUAACUAUAGGUAUUUGAAAUAGAAAUAAGCGAAAACACAGAUAAUCCUGUACGAACUGUGUUAAAAUAAUGUUUAUUUAAAUGAAACCGUUUGUAAAUAUCCACACACGGCAUCACAACUCAUUUCCUCUUGCAAACUCUUCCAAAUUUUCUUUCCAACUAUCCUCCGACAGACAAAACAGUUUUCGGCGAGCCAUCAAAUA
Messenger RNA from Temnothorax curvispinosus, 3784 nucleotides. RefSeq names its product paired box protein Pax-6-like (gene Eyg). The transcript has 6 exons. Gene Ontology annotation, molecular function: DNA-binding transcription factor activity, RNA polymerase II-specific; RNA polymerase II cis-regulatory region sequence-specific DNA binding. Bases 836 to 2785 code for a protein of 649 amino acids. The record is from RefSeq and is a predicted model, not a curated record. NCBI's taxonomy places the organism in Eukaryota, Metazoa, Arthropoda, Insecta, Hymenoptera, Formicidae. Gene Ontology annotation, biological process: anatomical structure development; regulation of transcription by RNA polymerase II.